Molecule: messenger RNA, 813 nt
Organism: Vitis riparia (riverbank grape)
Lineage: Eukaryota; Viridiplantae; Streptophyta; Magnoliopsida; Vitales; Vitaceae
Product: LEAF RUST 10 DISEASE-RESISTANCE LOCUS RECEPTOR-LIKE PROTEIN KINASE-like 1.2
Exons: 2
Coding region: 7-813 (268 amino acids)
Molecular function (GO): polysaccharide binding
Source: RefSeq, a predicted model, not a curated record
UCUUUCAUGAACUUCACCGCCAUGGCACACCCCCUCUUCUUCCUCCUGGUUCUCUCCAUCUUUCCCACCGCCUCCGGCACCGCCGCAAGCUUAUCGUCACCAUACUGUCCGACAUAUGACUGUGGUAACGGUGUACAGAUAAGGUACCCUUUCUGGCGCCUAGACAACACCACCUCUACCCAAUUUUGUGGGUAUCGUGAUUUCGGUCUCACUUGCUCCGAUUCCGGUGAGCCCAUACUGAGUCUACCCGGUGAUUCAUACUACGUCAAAAAUAUCAAUUAUAAAGAAUAUACCCUUACCCUAGUGGAUAUUGACAUUUUGGACCAACCGUGCCCUAGGGCGCGUCACAACCUUACUAUCACUGCCACGCUUCCGUUGUAUUACUCUUCUUUGGAUUUGAACCUCACUUUUUAUUUUAAUUGCACUUCCACCUCUUCCGUUUUACAACAUAUACAGUGCUUAGCAUCCUAUCCGAGGAAGUCUUAUGUUUUUAUAGUGGGGGAGGAGACGGACAACUUCGAUUGGUUGGCAAAUUGCGAGGAGAAGGUGGUGGCAACGGUGAUGGAGGAGGAGAUCAGUAUUGCGAACUUGAGUGGUGGGUUUGGUGGGGCCAUGAAGAAGGGCUUUAUACUUGAUUGGCGAAGUGUUAGAGAUUGUGGUGAGUGUGAGGCACAUGAUGGGCUGUGUGGGUACAAUAAUGCUCAAGGGGAGGGCUUGUGCUUUUGCAAGGAUGGCUCCAUAAGCAGGGAUAACUGUAAAGAAAGACUUAUGAGGCGUUUACCAAGUCAAUCCAUAACGUCUAGUGGGGAUUGA